AAACCAACAGCAGCUUCUUCUGACAGACACACACUCACCCGACGCACACUCAGCACACUUUUCCUCUACCUGAUUAACAGUCUUGCACACACCAUGAUUACGGGAAAACGUAAAUAAAUACGGAAAGGGGUGAUUAUUUUGACUACUGGAAGAGCUUUGCUGGGUCUCAGAAUAACUUUUGUUUUUAUUACCGAGAAGGUGCUCUCUCCACGCGUCUCUCUCAGACACGGAUUCUUUAGCGGAGGGGAGAGAAAGGGAGAGCUCAGCCUUUCACUUUAAGACCCGCUAGGCUCGAGCGGGGGAAAAAAGGCCAGGAGGGCAGGGCGGCCCCCUGCAGCAGCUAGUCCGAGAGAGGCUCGGAGCCUUCUGAGCGUGGUCCCCUUUCUCCACCGAAGUUGGCUCCAGCGCUAGCAGCCGCAUUGGAUCCCACAGCCUAUUGCGAGACUCCGGUGUACAAUCCGGAUCUCUGCCCCAACAUGAUCGCGGCCCAGGCCAAGCUGGUCUACCACCUGAAUAAGUACUACAACGAGAAAUGCCAGGCCAGGAAAGCUGCCAUCGCCAAAACCAUCCGGGAAGUCUGCAAAGUGGUCUCCGACGUCCUGAAGGAGGUUGAAGUGCAGGAACCGCGCUUCAUCAGCUCCCUCAAUGAGAUGGACAACCGCUACGAGGGCCUGGAGGUUAUCUCUCCCACCGAGUUCGAGGUGGUACUCUAUCUGAACCAGAUGGGGGUGUUUAACUUCGUGGAUGACGGCUCCCUGCCUGGCUGUGCGGUGCUGAAACUGAGCGAUGGGCGCAAGAGGAGCAUGUCCCUCUGGGUGGAAUUCAUCACCGCCUCUGGCUACCUCUCUGCACGCAAAAUUCGUUCCAGGUUUCAGACACUGGUGGCUCAGGCGGUGGACAAGUGUAGCUACAGAGAUGUAGUAAAGAUGGUGGCUGACACGAGCGAAGUGAAACUGAGAAUCCGAGAUAGGUAUGUGGUGCAGAUCACCCCGGCCUUUAAAUGCACCGGGAUUUGGCCGCGAAGUGCUGCCCACUGGCCGCUUCCCCACAUCCCCUGGCCAGGACCCAACCGGGUGGCAGAGGUUAAGGCUGAAGGGUUCAAUUUGUUGUCCAAGGAGUGCCACUCCCUGGCCGGCAAGCAAAGUUCGGCUGAGAGCGAUGCUUGGGUGCUGCAGUUUGCAGAGGCUGAGAACAGACUGCAGAUGGGGGGCUGCAGGAAGAAAUGCCUCUCUAUCCUGAAAACCCUGCGCGAUCGCCACUUGGAGUUGCCAGGCCAGCCCCUGAACAACUAUCACAUGAAGACUCUGGUGUCCUACGAGUGUGAGAAGCAUCCCCGAGAGUCGGACUGGGACGAAUCUUGCCUGGGCGAUCGGCUGAACGGAAUUCUACUGCAGCUCAUCUCGUGCCUGCAGUGCCGGCGGUGUCCCCAUUACUUCUUACCGAACUUAGAUCUGUUUCAAGGCAAACCCCACUCGGCCUUGGAAAACGCUGCUAAACAAACGUGGCGACUGGCAAGAGAGAUCCUGACCAACCCCAAAAGUUUAGAAAAACUUUAGAGUAUGAUCUAAUCCAGGGCCAACAAGAAAGAGCAUUCUUCUCAAAGUCCCUACGAAAUGAAAACUUCCUGGUUGAUUCCUAUGUACUAUUUCUCGAGACAGUGCAAACAAUCUCUUCCUUUAAAAGGAGUAGCAACACAACAUUUAACCAUCAUCUCACACAGGGGAAAACCCACACCACAAGCAUCUUUAUGGAGGCAUCCCCCAGCUCCCCUGAAAGGUGCACAACACCCGAAAACAGCGGGCUGCAAUGCAAGACCAUGGCCAACUCCAGCAAAGGAUUAUAGUAAUAAUCUUGAGACUUAGGUGCAUCUACCUUCCAGUAAACAGGACCUGGAUGUACCAUCAGAAGGGAAGUGUAAUGUAUAUUUUGAUCUGUAACAAAAGUUGUGAUCUCAUGUUGUCUUUGAAAGUGUGGAUAUUGGUGUUUUGUGAUUUGGUGAUCAGAACUGAAAUUGCCAUUUUGGAAAUUUGCAGACAUUUCCCACAGAACAGAGAUGCAUUUAAAGUUAGAUUUCCUCCUGGUACUUUACCUGUCUGUGAAGUGUCUGAACUUAAAACAAAAGUUUACAUUUUGUUUCAAAUAUAUUGCUUGUUCUAUCAUUCCGUAAGUAUACUUGAAAUGUUAUUUAAAUAUAUUCAAAAAUUUGAAUUCAGCUUAUAUAAUAACGCUUGAAUAUCUGAAUUAUAUAUAUAUUUGAAAAUGCACUUGAAAAUACACUGGAUAAUUACUUUUGUGAUUAGAAUUUAAUUUCUGUUGCUGAUUUUUAUUUAAUUAGAAGAUAAUAAAUGAAGUAAAAUACCAAAUUGCUGUUUCUCUUUAAAGUUUGUUUGUUGUUGUUGUUGUUAAAUGAGGUGAUGAUUCCAUUUAAAAGUCAACUUGAGAAUUUUAAACAUUUUGAGAAACAGGUUAAUAAAAUCACUAAAAUUAAAUAUUAAAAGGGCUCUUUUUAGAAGAGCUAUAGAAAAUAUCCACUUCCCCAGUUUCUAAUUUACUCGAUGGUUCUUUUCUACAACAAAUAUAUUUAUAGCCUACUUCUGAGACUUUGAUUCUGGUUAGUAUUUCUGUAGCCUUUUGACAAUAUAAGGGAAAAAAUUACCACGGCAAUAGAGAAGACUGAGUUUAAAAGCAGCAAAAUCUGAGAAAAUUAACUUAAACCAUAAUGCAAAACUUUAAAGUUUUUAUAUGAAAUAUAAGCAAUAAAAUGGAGGCAUAUCUUAA
Messenger RNA from Mus pahari (shrew mouse), 2778 nucleotides. It is a transcript of the gene Mab21l1, whose product is annotated as mab-21 like 1. The record is from RefSeq and is a predicted model, not a curated record. NCBI's taxonomy places the organism in Eukaryota, Metazoa, Chordata, Mammalia, Rodentia, Muridae. Bases 477 to 1556 code for a protein of 359 amino acids. The transcript has a single exon.